This is a messenger RNA of Hansenula ciferrii, 927 nucleotides long. It is a transcript of the gene RCE1, whose product is annotated as CAAX prenyl protease. The transcript has a single exon. Gene Ontology annotation, biological process: CAAX-box protein processing. Bases 1 to 927 code for a protein of 308 amino acids. Gene Ontology annotation, cellular component: endoplasmic reticulum membrane. Lineage: Eukaryota; Fungi; Ascomycota; Saccharomycetes; Phaffomycetales; Wickerhamomycetaceae. The record is from RefSeq and is a predicted model, not a curated record. Gene Ontology annotation, molecular function: metalloendopeptidase activity.
AUGUCAUUUUUCGCUUCUACUGGAUUCUCAUUAACUACUGGGUUCGGUUUAUCAUCAUUGAUAUCCAUAGCUUAUGUUUUGAUUUUAUACACAUCCAAAUCAGCAGUUGAUGGUAAAGAAAUUGAUCGUAAUGAUCCUCAAGUGAUCACUUCAAGAAUCAUUAAAGUCACAAGUUUAUCAAUCUUAAUUGUUGCAAUUUUACCAAGUUUAUUAUCUAAAUUAUCAGAGGAACCAACUAAUAAAAUUUAUGCUGAGUUAGGUUUCUUACCAGGUUUGAAAUAUAGAUAUGGUGAACUUCAUUGGGAAAAUGGUCAUUUAGGCUUGUUCACUAGGGAUGUUUUACAAUCCUUAUUAUUGGUUUCAAUUUUGUUUGUUGGUCCAUUAAUUGAUGCAGCAUUCUUUAGCUCCCCAGAUCCUCAAUUCAUUGUCAAAGAACUUUUGGGUCAAUUAACCACACUACAAGGUAUUAGAGACUUGAUUGUGGGUCCAUUGACUGAAGAAAUCAUUUACACAUCUGCCACUAUUGUUACAUUAUACCAAGUUCGUGAUGUCUCUACAAAUACAUUGAUUUUCUUACCACCAGUUUUCUUCAGUUUUGCACAUUUCCAUCAUGCAUAUGAAUUAUAUACCAAAAAGACACCAAUUCAUUUAAUUGGUGCUGUUACAGCUUUUCAAUUGUUGUAUACAUUCCUUUUCGGUAUUUUCACAAAUUUUGUCUUCUUAAGAACAAAUAAUUUAUGGAGUUGUUUUGCUGUUCAUGCAUUAUGUAACUUUAUUGGUGUUCCAAAAUUCCAAGUUAGUACUGUCAAAUUCCAAUAUUGGAAUUAUGUUUAUUAUGUAUUAUUAGUUGCUGGAUCUAUUGGAUUUUAUAGAUUUUUAUUCACAUUCACUCAAAGUUCUUUAGCAUUGGUUCCAUGGGGAAGAUAA